ACAACAAUCCUUGUUUACGAAUUGAAAUUAAUAACUAGCUCCCUUUCCAUUUCCAUUGUGUCGUAGAAAAUGAGGCUUUUGAAUGUGGCUACUUGCAACCUGAAUCAAUGGUCUAUGGACUUUGAUUCCAACACUAAGCAAAUCAAAGAAUCCAUCUCCAAAGCCAAACAAGUCGGCGCCGUCAUCAGACUUGGACCCGAGCUCGAGAUUCCCGGUUGUGGCUGUGAAGAUCACUUCUUAGAGCUCGACACUAUUAACCAUUCAUGGGAAUGUUUGAAAGAUAUAUUGGUUGGUGAUUGGACAGAUAACAUAGUGUGUAGUAUUGGAAUGCCUAUUAUCAAAGGUUCUGAGAGAUAUAAUUGUCAAGUUUUAUGUUUUAAUCGAAAGAUUAUUAUGAUAAGACCCAAAAUGUGGCUUGCAAAUGAUGGUAAUUAUAGAGAACUUCGAUGGUUUACUGCAUGGAAACAAAGGGAUCAACUUGAUGAUUUUCAGCUUCCACCUCAAAUUUCCGAGGCAUUGGGCCAAAAGUCAGUUCCAUUUGGUUAUGGAUACGUCAAGUUUCAAGACACUGCUAUUGCAGCUGAAGUCUGUGAAGAGCUUUUUACACCAUCACCCCCUCACGCUGAGCUUGCAUUAAAUGGAGUUGAAGUGUUUAUGAAUGCAAGUGGUAGUCAUCACCAACUUAGAAAGCUUGAUGUUCGUCUUCGUGCUUUAAUAAAUGCCACUCAAUCUUGUGGAGGGGUCUAUAUGUAUAGUAAUCAACAAGGUUGCGAUGGUGGUCGCCUUUACUAUGAUGGAUGUGCUAGCGUUGUCGUAAAUGGUGAUGUUGUUGCACAAGGUUCCCAAUUUUCAUUAAAUGAUGUUCAAGUUGUGGUUGCUCAGAUAGAUCUCGAUCUGGUUGCGAGCCUUAGAGGAUCUUUAAGCAGUUUCCAAGAGCAAGCAAGUUGUAAAGCCAAGGUUCCUUCGGUAGAUGUACCAUACAGUCUAUGUCUUCCUUUUGAUCUUAAAAACAUACGCCUUUCCGUUCCACUUCAGAUAAAAUAUCACUCUCCCGCGGAGGAAAUAGCAUAUGGACCUGGUUGCUGGUUAUGGGACUAUUUACGAAGAAGCGGAGCAACUGGUUUUCUCCUCCCACUUUCUGGUGGAGCAGACAGUUCUUCUGUUGCUGCAAUUGUUGGAUGCAUGUGUCAGCUGGUUGUGAAAGAAAUUGCAAAUGGAGAUGAACAAGUUAAAGCUGAUGCAAUACGAAUCGGAAACUAUAAGAAUGGAGAAUAUCCUACAGACAGCAGAGAAUUUGCUAAGCGAAUAUUUUAUACUGUCUUUAUGGGAUCUGAAAACAGUUCGGGAGAGACAAGGUCGCGAGCUAAGGUGUUGGCAGAUGAAAUUGGUUCAUGGCACCUUAAUGUUAGCAUUGAUGGAAUGAUAUCUUCUCUUUUGUCAUUAUUCCAAAAAAUUACCGGAAAGCGACCAAACUACAAGGUAGAUGGUGGAUCUGAUGUUGAGAAUUUAAGCUUGCAAGACAUUCAAGCUCGAAUCCGAAUGGUGCUGGCUUUCAUGUUAGCAACACUCUUGCCUUGGGUUAACAACAAACCUGGGAUUUAUCUUGUCUUGGGGAGCUCCAAUGUCGAUGAAGGGUUGCGCGGCUACUUAACAAAGUAUGAUUGCAGCUCAGCAGAUAUAAAUCCUAUUGGUAGUUUAAAUAAGCAGGAUAUUCGGGAAUUCUUGCGAUGGGCAGCCAUCCAUCUUGGUUACUCAUCUUUGGCAGAUAUUGAAGCCGCUCCACCCACAGCUGAACUCGAGCCUAUACGUUCUGACUACAUUCUGACUGAUGAAGAUGACAUGGGAAUGACUUAUGAGGAACUAUCGGCUUAUGGAAGACUACGGAAAGUAUUUCGUUGUGGUCCACUUUCCAUGUUUCAGAAUCUAUGUUCCACAUGGAGUGCAAGAUUGACUCCAUCACAAGUGGCUGAAAAAGUAAAACACUUCUUCAAGUUUUAUGCUAUAACUCGACACAAUAUGACUACCUUGACACCUUCCUAUCAUGCCGGGAGUUAUUCACCAGAUGAUAAUAGGUUCGAUCUUCGCCAGUUUCUCUAUAAUACAAGUUGGCCAUAUCAAUUUCGAAAAAUCGAUGAACUAGUACAUGAGCUGGAUGUCAAAGAUGUUCAAGGAAACCAUGAGGCAUUGGCAGCUGCAUCAAAUGGUGUCAGUGGGAAGAAAGUUGCUGCAUCAAAUGGUGUGAUCAGUUGGAUGGGAAUUUCUGCAUGAAAUGAUGGUGGAGGUGAUGGUGGUGGUGGAAUUCAAUUGAAUUAUAGAUUUGUAUGUGAUGCUUUUGCACUAUGUUCUGCUUUUGAAAAAUAAAAACCAUUGCAAAUAUGGUUCAAGCAAAGAUAUAGAUUUGAUGUAUGAAAUUCAUUCAACUUGUUGUCUCAUGAGUGCGUGUGUGAGUGUCGUAAUGUCUUGAGUAUUGAAUUUGAUUUAUAACAAUAAAAAAAAAAAUGAAGAUUGUUAUUUUUU
Molecule: messenger RNA, 2517 nt
Organism: Trifolium pratense (red clover)
Lineage: Eukaryota; Viridiplantae; Streptophyta; Magnoliopsida; Fabales; Fabaceae
Product: glutamine-dependent NAD(+) synthetase-like
Exons: 13
Coding region: 70-2268 (732 amino acids)
Biological process (GO): NAD+ biosynthetic process
Cellular component (GO): cytoplasm
Molecular function (GO): ATP binding; glutaminase activity; NAD+ synthase (glutamine-hydrolyzing) activity
Source: RefSeq, a predicted model, not a curated record